Trichoplax adhaerens is the source of this 822-nucleotide messenger RNA. RefSeq lists its product as uncharacterized. Lineage: Eukaryota; Metazoa; Placozoa; Uniplacotomia; Trichoplacea; Trichoplacidae. The transcript has 3 exons. The record is from RefSeq and is a predicted model, not a curated record. Bases 1 to 822 code for a protein of 273 amino acids.
AUGAAGUUUAUUGCCGUAGCAACUUUAUGCCUGAUUAUAUUUGCUAUUGAUAUCAGCUCAGCUAAAGCUGUUAUUAAGAAUUUAAAUCGUUUAAAAGCUGGUGAUCAAGAUAUUUACAGUUUUAUCAAGCAUAUGAUGGAAAAACAUCGUGGAAUGCAACCCAAUAUGGCAGAAAAUAAGAGAUUGACUUCUAACAUUGCGGAUAGAUCACCAUCAGAGAAAAUACUCAAGCUACGUCUUGAUGAUCGGUAUCAUGAACUACUACGCAGGAAAGAAGAUGCAUAUGACGAACUAGAUCGUUAUGUUAGUCAAUCUAUCAGGAAUAGUCGUUUUCGGUCUUUUAAGGGAAUUAAUUUAGAAGACAUGUUGAAAUCAAGAAACGCAUUUAAUGAAUUGACGCCAGAACGAAAGGAACUUGCUGCCAAACCUCCAAGUCGAGUUGACGAAAAAGGCGACGAUAGAGACGAUAAUGAAACCACAAGCGAAAAUGAUAACUCUAGUCAAGAUGAUAAAAUUCAUGGAGAAUCCAGUGAAAAUGAUAAGAAUAACGGGGAUGAUAGCAAACAGUCUGAUUUGUUAAAGCAGCAAAAACAACAACAACAACAACAACAACAGCAAGACAAUGAAGAAUAUGAAAAGCAAAAGCAAAAGGUUGAGCAACAGCAAAAAUUGCUACAAGAGCAAGAGGAAAUGAGAAAACAAAAACAGAAGUUUCUUGAAGAAACUGGCAAGAAAGAAAAUGAUAAAGAUAAGGAACCAAGUAAAGACAAAAAUAAACAAAAAGGUUGUAAACUAGGUACAUUUUGGUUCUAUUGCAUCUAA